CGAUGCCAUCGAGCAAGUUCCCGGUGCCGGACGAGUUCUUCCUCUCGCCGACGCUGCCCGUCGAGGAGAAGCGGUACCUCACGCACAUUGCGCGCACGGCGUGCAAGGAGCUCAUCAAGAAUGCGCGCAUGAACGGCGACACGGUCCAGUGGCACCCGAUCGGGCGCCCGGACAGCGGCACGGCGAGCCACAUCAUCACGGAUGGCCUCCCGGCGGCAGCCGAGAUCCACUCGAUGAUGUACGAGGGGCGGUCCAAGCGCGACACGUGGAUCAACAACCACAAGAACAAUAUCAUCAUGGGCUCGUGCGUCACGCAGGUCGCAGGCACGAUCGAGGAGGUCGCCGCCUUCUACCAGCGCUCCACGACCGCCGAGGCGCGCAGCAUGGCCGCGUCGUACGAAGAAGACUUUCUCGACACGUUCGUGCUGCACACGCUGACGCCGCCGACGCCAGAGAACCCGUGGCACAACAUCACCGUGCGCUGGACCGCGACCAAGUCGCCGUGGUCCGUCGCCAAGCACCGCGACCUCUGCUACGUCGAGUGCCAAGACGAGUUUGUGGACGUGAGCGGUCGCCGCGGCUGGGUCCUCGCGCGCGAGUCGGUCUCGCUGCCCAUCUGCCCGCCCUUGAGUGGCAUGCACCUCGUGCGUGCGACGACCGAGCGCUCGGGCAUGGUCUUCCUCGAGAGCGAGACCACGGGGCUCCUCAACGUCAUCCAAAUGUCCAUGAUCGACUUCAAAGGCUCGCUUCCGCGCCUCAUGUCGCGCGUCGCGAUCCGCCGGCGGCUGGCCGAGGUGCUGCACUUGAACCGGUUCCUGCACGAGCGCCGACUGAGCCACGAGCCGAUUCUGGGCGACUUGGAUCUGAUUCCCAAGGCCGAGCGCGUCUUCUGCAACGUCUGCAACAAGAAGUUUGGCGUCUUUACGCGCCACAAGGUGCGCUGCCGCAAGUGCGGCGAGGUCGUCUGCAUGGCGUGUCAGAAUAUCUGGACCGUCGACAUCGCGGUCCGCCACACGGUGCACAACUACAAGCUGCCGCCCCGCGCCCGGCGCAACGUGCGCAUCUGCGUGCCGUGCUCGCGCGAGACGCGCGUCCGGUCGCUCACGAUGGCGGCGACGACGACGAUGAACACGAGCAUGGACACGAUGCAGGCGCUGCACAUCUAUGGCGGCGUGCCGGCCCACGGCGGCACGAUGCGCGAGUCGGACGACCUCCUCUCAGAUGUAGACAUGCUUCAGUCGGCGCGCUCGAAAGCCACGACGUCGUACGAGUACCCGGCGCGACCAUCGACGCUGCUCUACAACAUUCCGUCGACGCACAACGAAGAUCGCCAGGACGACGACGACGACGACAGCCGUUUGUCGCUCACGGACGACAACUACCGCCGCAGCAAGAGCCUCGAGGUACACCAAACGACGCACUACGAGUACGCGGGCGUGUACGACGACGACGACGAAGCCGACGACGAGUGGAACCCAGCGCUCGAGCACCUCGCGCCGCGCGAGUUUGCGGCCAACAACGAGCGUCUGAGCAUGAUCAGCGCCGCCGACUCGCUCUCGCAGUCGUUCGUCUCGAGCAUGGACUCGGUCUCGCACAUGGGCUCGUACCGCGACUCGACACCGCUCUUCAACUACCGCGCUGUCGACGUCGACGCCGCGCGCGCGACCCGCCGCGGCUCGAUCCCAUACAACUCGAGCAUCUCGUUUGGGUACGAGCUCAAGCAGCCGCUGUACCAGGCGCAGACGACGCAGCAAGUGAUCGAGCAGCUGGUCACGAGCGCGCGGCAGCUGGACGAGCACCGGCGGUCCUCGGUGAUCGGACGCACGUCGCGGACGUCGAGUCGCGAGUCCGGGCGCGUCUCGGGGCGCGAGUCCGGCCAGACGUUCCAGUUCUGCGACAACAAGCUCGUCGGCAUCCGGUCGUCCGAGAUGAAGAAGACGCCGGUCGUGUUUGACCCGACGUCGAAACCCGCGACGAGCUGGCGCGACUCGAAGCCGUCGACGCUCUUCGCCUCCUUCAACUCGAACCACACCGACUCGGAGAAGACGCCGGUGCACAGCCGGGGCAGCGCCGACCUCGACUUUGUCAUGGAGGGCGACGCAGACGACGAAAACAAAAAGGUCCGGGUCACGGAGCUCCGCGAGCGCAUGCAGGUCAUGACGCAGGACGUGCUCCGGGGCUCUGGGCGGCUCCCGAGCCAGGCGUCGAUGGGCCAAGAGUCGGACGAUGGCCCCGAAGAUCUCGUGGCGCUCUACAAGGAGCUCAAGGCCAUGCGCAUGUAGUAUUCGUCAAUCUUCAAGGCUCGGUCCUGUUGAAUGAACACGCUAUUUGCUUGGCCUUCAUGACCAAGCAUGUCAUGAUCCACUCCGUC
Messenger RNA from Saprolegnia parasitica CBS 223.65, 2371 nucleotides. RefSeq lists its product as hypothetical. NCBI's taxonomy places the organism in Eukaryota, Oomycota, Saprolegniomycetes, Saprolegniales, Saprolegniaceae. Gene Ontology annotation, molecular function: metal ion binding. The record is from RefSeq and is a predicted model, not a curated record. The transcript has 4 exons. The annotation marks the transcript as partial.